Neltuma alba is the source of this 477-nucleotide messenger RNA. RefSeq lists its product as uncharacterized. The transcript has a single exon. NCBI's taxonomy places the organism in Eukaryota, Viridiplantae, Streptophyta, Magnoliopsida, Fabales, Fabaceae. The record is from RefSeq and is a predicted model, not a curated record. Bases 1 to 477 code for a protein of 158 amino acids.
AUGUCCCCGCCUGAUACUAAACCCCUAAAUCCUGACUCCGGUUCGCCCGCGAGUCAAACCCCAACUCAGCAAUCAGAUUCCCCGGCUGAUGCUAAGCCAGAAGAUGCUCCGUCAGAUCAGCAGCAGCAGGAGGAGGAGGAAGAAGAGGGGGAGUGUGGAUUUUGCUUGUUCAUGAAAGGAGGUGGAUGCAGAGAUAGCUUUAUCGAUUGGGAGAAGUGCAUUGAAGAGGCAGAGAAGAACCAGGAGGAUGUUGUGGAUAAGUGCGUUGAGGUAACUGCGAAAUUGAAGUUGUGUAUGGAGGCUCAUGCAGACUACUACGAGCCUAUUUUGAGGGCAGAGAAGGCGGCUGAGAAACAAUUCGUCGAUGAAUUGGAAAAAGAAUCAGGGACGGCGCAGCAGACUGCAGAUCAGAGUGCUUCCCAGUCAAAGGAGGCUGCCAAGGAUUCUGGGAAAGAAGCGGCUUCUAAUGAUAAGUGA